AUGACGGCGUUGACGCGCAUCACCUCGUACAAUAUUCUCGCGCAAUGCUACGUACGAAGCUCUUACUUUCCGCACAGUCCCUCCUCGUGUCUCAAAUGGAAGGCGCGCAGCCGCAACCUCGUCAACGAGCUCGCUGGUCUCGACUCUGACGUCCUCGCGCUGCAGGAGGUUGACCAGUACGAGGAGUUCUGGCAGCCGUGGCUCGUGGAGCGGGGAUACGACGGGGUAUACAAAUGCCGCACGCAGCUGACCAAGUCCAAGCGUGAUGGCUGUGGGCUGUUCUUCAAGCGAGACAAGUUCGAGCUGCUCGCGAGGCGGGACAUCGAGUACAACGACAUCGCAUGGGGUCGGCCGGUGGGGUACGUCCACCCCGAGGGGAGCCCGGAGCCCACGGAGGCCCCGGUCGACGCCGACGGGGGCGCGAACAAGUACAUCCGAGAUUGCGUCGGCGUCCUGGCGCUGCUCAGGUCAAAGACGGCGACGGACGGGUACGUCAUGGUGGCGUCCACGCACCUGUACUGGGAUCCCGCGCACGCGGACGUGAAGCUCGCGCAGGCUCGCAGGCUCCUGGGCGAGGUGGAGCUGUUCCUCGCGUCGAACUCUCCGAUUGGCUCGGUGCCGGUGGUGACGGCUGGGGACUUCAACUCGGUCCCGGGCAGCGAGGUGCACUCCGCCAUGCUCGGAGGCUUUGGCGGGAGAAGGUUGAGGAGCGCGUACGCGGCCGCCAUCGGGGAGGGGGUGGUGCGUGGCGCGGACGGUGGCUCCGAUUCGUCCGUCGCCGUGGGGAAACACGGGGAGCCCGCGCACACGAACGUGACCCCGGGGUUUACGGAUUGCAUCGAUUACGUGUUCGUCGACGACGGCGUCGCGGUGAGGAGCGCGAUGCCGCUGCCCGGGAGGGACGAGGUGGCGACGGGCCUGCCGGACGCGACGCGGGGCAGCGAUCACCUGCCGCUCACCGUCGAUCUCGAGCUUUGGAGUCGUUAA
Molecule: messenger RNA, 987 nt
Organism: Micromonas commoda
Lineage: Eukaryota; Viridiplantae; Chlorophyta; Mamiellophyceae; Mamiellales; Mamiellaceae
Exons: 2
Coding region: 1-987 (328 amino acids)
Molecular function (GO): poly(A)-specific ribonuclease activity
Source: RefSeq, a predicted model, not a curated record